This is a messenger RNA of Xenopus tropicalis (tropical clawed frog), 4060 nucleotides long. RefSeq names its product tetratricopeptide repeat domain 8 (gene ttc8). The record is from RefSeq and is a predicted model, not a curated record. Lineage: Eukaryota; Metazoa; Chordata; Amphibia; Anura; Pipidae. The transcript has 14 exons. Bases 186 to 1703 code for a protein of 505 amino acids. Gene Ontology annotation, cellular component: BBSome. Gene Ontology annotation, biological process: non-motile cilium assembly.
UUACACUAAACCGCUUCCAACAGGCAGUGAGCUAGACAGCCUUCAUUAGGACCCUUUAGAGGAGAUGGUUGCUACGCAAAGAAGACGCAGUGGCUAAACCGUUGUCAUAGAGACGCGGCCUAGUGUUUAGUUAAUGUUUUGCUGCCGAAAGUGCGCCAGGUCUUAAGGCCGAACUGUACAUAAAAAUGGGGUUGGAGACGGAGCCGCUUCUCCAGGCCUGGAGCUACUUUCGGCGAAGGAAGUUUGAGCUCUGUUCUCAGACGUGCUCGCGGAUCCUGGAGCAGGAGCCAUAUGACCAGGUAGCAUGGAGCCUAAAAACCCGUGCCCUUACUGAGAUGGUCUAUGUGGAUGAAAUUGAUGUUGACCAGGAGGGAAUAGCAGAAAUGAUGCUGGAUGAAAAUGCAAUUGCUCAAGUAGCUCGCCCUGGAACAUCGCUGAAGCAAGCAGUAGGGAAGAAAUUUGAUGGCCCAAGUCCAGCUGUCAGACCAGUAACUCAGUCUGGAAGACCUAUUAGUGGGUUUGUACGUCCAAGUACACAGUCUGGUCGUCCCGGAACCAUGGAGCAGGCUAUCAAGACCCCAAGAACUGCAAGUACAGCUCGUCCUAUCACCAGCACAUCUGGACGAUAUGUGCGCCUAGGAACGGCCUCUAUGCUUACAAAUCCAGAUGGACCAUUUAUAAAUUUGUCCAGACUAAAUUUGGCUAAUUAUGUGCAACAUCCCUACCUGGCAAAGACUUUGUUUGAAUACAUUUUCCACCAUGAAAAUGAUGCGAAAAAUGCAUUGGAACUGGCAGCCCUUGCAACUGAAGAAUCCAAUUUCAAAGACUGGUGGUGGAAAGUGCAACUAGGAAAAUGUUAUUAUAGACUAGGAUUGUACCGAGAAGCUGAAAAGCAGUUUAAAUCAGCCCUGACGCAACAGAACAUGGUGGAUAUAUUUCUUUACCUUGGAAAGGUGUACAUACGGAUGGACCAGCCCCUGACAGCAUUAACUGUUUUUAAGCAAGGAUUAGACCGGUUUCCCAAAGAAGUGAGCAUUUUGUGUGCUGUGGCCCGAAUCCAUGAGGAAAUGAACAACAUGUCAUCUGCCACAGAGUACUACAAGGAAGUUCUCAAACAGGACAAUACUAAUAUAGAGGCCAUUGCCUGUAUUGGAAGCAACCAUUUCUACACUGACCAGCCAGAAAUAGCACUUCGCUUCUAUAGGCGACUCCUACAGAUGGGUGUUUAUAAUUGCCAGCUCUUCAACAAUCUUGGUAUGUGUUGCUUUUAUGCCCAGCAGUAUGAUAUGAUUCUUACUUCUUUUGAACGAGCAUUGUCUUUGGCUGAAAAUGAAGGUGACGUAGCUGAAGUUUGGUAUAACCUUGGACAUGUAGCUGUGGGUAUAGGGGACUUGAAUUUAGCAUAUCAGUGCUUCAAGCUGACUUUGUCCAAUAACAAUGACCAUGCAGAAGCCUACAAUAACUUGGCUGUCCUCGAGAUGCGCAAAAAUCAUGUUGAGCAGGCCAGAGCUCUCUUACAAACCUCGUCUUCUCUAGCACCGCACAUGUAUGAGCCACAUGUUAACUUCGCUUUCUUGUCUGAGAAGAUUGGAGACCUUCAGAGCAGUUAUGUAGCUGCACAGAAAUCAGCAGCUGCUUUCCCUGAUCAUGUUGAAACUCAACAACUUAUUGAAAAAUUAAGACAACAUUUUGCAGUGAUUUAAUAUAUUGCAUGCACAGCUGUUAAUACCAAGCCUAAAUGGUGACUUCAGACCACUAGAUUUAGGAUCUUUGGGUAAAUGCAAAUAGAGACUGCAGUUUGCACAUAAAAUACCAACGCUUUAACCAGUUCCAGGCCAGCAAACUAGAAUCUACAGUAAGUUGCUGGCAAGGUAACUGAGAGUUUGUGGAUUUUGUGUUUCUCUAUUCUAUCCAACAGUAAAGAAGAGUGUAGGUAGGCAAUAUUUAGUUCCAGAGCAGUCACUGGCAGGGAAAAGUUAACCCAAUAAGUAGUUUCAAAGGAUUUAUUAUCCAUGUGUCCGAUAGAUCAGAAGCAAUACAGUCUGUUACUAGCCGGUUUAGGCUACCAGAAUUUGUAUUGCAAUAAAGAUGUAUAAACAGAACUGUAGCACUAAGAAUGUUUAGAGGGAUUCUAUCACGCGGAACCAUGUAUUUUUAUUUUUAUUUUUUACAAAAAGAUUCCAGCAGAAUCUUGGAUUGAAAUUCAUUUUUUCAAAAGAGCAAACCGAUUUUUUUAUAUUUAAUUUUGAAAUUUGACAUGGAGCUAGCCAUUUCUUUGCUUUCCCUGGUGCCCUUAGCGAAGUCUACUGAGCUACACCUCUCUCCAUUUUUCCCCCAAAAGCCGAUCAGCGUGUAGAUAAUACGAUAGCAGCUUCCUGACAACUGUACUGCUAAAAAUGCUCCCAUGUCCCACCUAAUGGUAGAUAUGAUAAUAGCACUCAAAAGUAAAAAUCCAAGUCUGGCUCACCUAAUUCAUGAAUCCUCAAUUUACAGUAGGAGGAGUCUAAACAGUUCCAGUGUGUAGCGCUGGCUCUUUCUGAAAGCUCAGGAUCAGACACAAUGCACGGAGAUGGCUGCCUACACACCAAUAUUCAAGAAUACCACAAAUCCCUUUAAGUAAAAAAUCUAUUUUCCCCUGCUUCAAUAAUAGCCCAAAGAUUAUUAUUUUCAAUGCUUUAAUAAAAAAAUACUGUGAUAAAACUCUUCUUCUGGUUUUCUCAAAUAAUGCUAACAUGCAACACUAUGCAAAAUCCAACAUGCGACGCUCCACAUCUCCUCCUAGCCCGCCUUCUGCCAAAACUGGAAAUUGUUGCCACUGUACGGAUGAUUUUUUAGCCUGCCUUUAAAUAGUUCUGUCUUCAUCUAAAUUCCUUCAGCUUAGGUUCCGAGAGGGGGCACUAAUAAAAAAUUAGUGUUACAGUUCCUUUAAGCAGCCCUAUAGCUAUUUACACCACUGAAAGGCCACAUUUAACUUUAUUUUUUUCCCUUUUGUACUUGUCCAGUGAAAAUGUAAAAGCAUAAUGAUAUCCUGUUGGCAUUGUUUCCCUAGUUUUUUAUAAAGGUGCUGACUCAUAUUGUCCCUUUGUUACCACUGCCCUUCAGUUAUUGCUCACUAGCAAAAUGUAUAACUAGAACUAUCCACCUGUCACCACUACCUAAUACUAAUACUAUUUGGGGCACACAUGGUGUACAAAAAGCAAAAAAUAAUAUAAAUUACAAAGAUGCCACAUAUAAAGAGUUGAGGUGCUGUGAGCUGUGCUGUAGUUCAGCACCACCACACUAAUACCUAGUAAGUGGUUUCAUUUCAAUUAAUCAUAAAAAAGUAACAUUUAUUCAGACUCCAGGACAAAAGUUAAAAACCAUACAUACAGGGGUGGCCAGAAUGUAUAAUGAGGUGCUGAUAAUCGAUGAGAAUGCAUGCAAUGGAAGGGUUCCUUCUGAAUUCAAUAAGAUCUCCCUUCUGUUGUCCAGGAAUUGGCCCUAAACUUUCUAAGGGCAUUUCAUCCUGCAAUCUCCUGUGGUGAAUCUUUAAUGAGUUCCAUCUCUGGGGAAUAGAGGAAGAAACAUCUGUGUGUAAGAGCCCUAUACUAAGAAAAUUGAGCCAGUCCCCAACAUUGCAAGGUCUGACAGUUGAAAUGUACAUCAGGAGCAAUGGGCUGUAUAAACUUAUUUUUGGGGGCUAUAAAACAGGAGGGAAUUUUGAAGUUCAUCACUAUUAUGAGAUAAUUACAAUUAGUCCAGUUGGCCAAGGGCACAGUCCUGGACAGGUAGGGAAGGUUUAUGAAUUUUGGAGUGCAUUCUUUCGUUGCUAGCAUUUUCCUCCUAAUUAGCACCUCAGUAUACAAUUUUGUCACCUUAGUGUGUAUGGUUGGUAACUUUUGUAUGGCUUUUAAAGUCUUUUUAAUGGCAUGGAUAAAUAAUACGCUUUAACCUUUUUUUGAUUCCUCAAAAUGGGCCGGUGAAAAACAGUAAAAAUUUGUGUGUUUUCUAAAACCUUGGGUAGUUGGGAUUUAUUAAAAAAGAAAACUAAAAGCUGGUGAUAUGUCUAUGAAGAUUUUCA